AUGACAAAUCUCUCUAUUGUGACUCAGUUUGUCCUGAGGGGCAUGCCUCACACAGAAGGUCUGGAGACCAUGCUCUUUGUAGUGUUUUUAUCUUUCUACAUCUUCACCUUGUUGGGAAAUCUGCUAAUAUUCCUCGCGAUUAUCUCUUCCACUCGGCUUCACACUCCCAUGUACUUCUUCCUGUGCAAGUUGUCCAUGUGUGACAUAUUUUUCCCAUCUGUGAGUUCUCCCAAGAUGCUGUUCUACCUCUCAGGAAACAGCCGAGCCAUCUCCUAUGGAGGUUGUGUGUGCCAGCUCUUCUUCUACCAUUUCCUGGGUUGUACAGAGUGUUUUCUGUACACAGUAAUGGCCUAUGACCGCUUUGUGGCCAUAUGUCACCCUCUACGAUACUCAACAAUCAUGAACCACAGAGUGUGUGCUAUAUUGGCAAUAGGGACAUCAUUUUUUGGCUGUAUUCAAGCUACCUUUCUGACCAUUCUUACUUUCCAGUUGCCAUACUGUGGUCCCAAUGAGGUGGACUAUUACUUCUGUGAUAUCCCUGCUAUGCUAAAGCUAGCUUGUGCAGACACAUCAGUCCUGGAGAUGGUGGGGCUCAUCAGUGUGGGCCUGAUGCCACUAAGCUGCUUCUUCCUCAUCCUCACCUCCUACAGCUGCAUCCUCUGCUCCAUUCUACGGAUCCCGUCUGCUGAGGGGCGGCAUAGAGCCUUCUCUACCUGCAGUGCCCACCUCACUGCCAUCCUCCUCGCCUUUAUGCCAGUGGUCCUCAUAUACCUCCAGCCUACUCCAAAUCCCUGGCUUAAUGCAGCUGUUCAGGUCUUGAAUAACCUGGUCACACCCAUGCUGAAUCCUUUAAUCUAUAGCCUGAGAAAUAAGGAAGUAAAAUGUUCUCUAAAGAAAGUGCUACAUCAAGUGCCCAUUCUGUCUAAGAAGUGA
Molecule: messenger RNA, 933 nt
Organism: Cricetulus griseus (Chinese hamster)
Lineage: Eukaryota; Metazoa; Chordata; Mammalia; Rodentia; Cricetidae
Source: RefSeq, a predicted model, not a curated record